Molecule: messenger RNA, 1098 nt
Organism: Anisakis simplex (herring worm)
Lineage: Eukaryota; Metazoa; Nematoda; Chromadorea; Rhabditida; Anisakidae
Source: the annotation of a GenBank genome assembly
AUGGCAAAAGUGUUAUCAAGACCGAACAGUGACUAUAAUGAAGCGCAAAAAGUCAACCAUCUCAGUCCGUACCUUUCGGACGAUAGUAUCGGUGAGCUGGAACAAUACGAACUUGAGGAUCACGUUUCUGAUAUUCCGCAAUCUUUCGCUCGACGCAAUCGAAGGGAUGCAGCCCUUUUUACACCCCCAAUAUGUCAAUAUGAAUCAGAUGAUACUGGCUGGGAUCAUGCCGAUAUGCUCAAUAUGCCUGAUAAGCAGAGCGGAUACACAGAUGAGUCAUCGCAAAGUGAUCAGUGCUCUAAAGAGUCCGAUGAAGAAAGUAAGCGACGAAAGGGUCUUAAAAAGUAUGCUAAGUUGAUAUUGCCGCAUGUGGGUCUCGUGUUGCUUACAUGUGCUUAUACAGUAAUUGGUGCCUUGGUUUUCUAUAGCGUUGAACAGCCACACGAAAUGGCCAGUAAACGUCGUCAGUUGGAUAUGAUCUAUAAACGUGAAGAUGAAUUUGUGAAUUCGCUAUUUACGUUGGCCAUGUUGAAUGAGACAAGACGUGAGGUAUGGACAGAGGUGGCACGUCAUCAUAUGCACAAUAUGAGUGACCAUUUAUUUAGCGCUUUCGAGAAAUUCUUUUUAACCUCAGCCGAAGUACGAGCGAAUGACACCAUUGAGAUUUGGUCAUUCUCGACGUCAAUAUUCUUCGCGGUCACUGUUGUUACAACCAUCGGUAUUAUUACUCUCCUUGAAAAUGUUUCAUUCCAUUUAACAUCUGUUGAUUAUAUUAUUCGUUAUGUAUCAUCAGAUGAUUACUUGUGGUUCUCAUACGGGGUAGAAUUACCGAUUUCAUUCCAUUUAACAUCUGUUGAUUAUAUUAUCCGUUAUGUAUCAUCAGAUAAUUACUUGUGGUUCUCAUACGGGGUGGAAUUACCGAUUUUGGGUAAUUUGGAGGUGUCAAGGGUUAAUGGAGGGGGUCGAGAAUUUAGUAUUUCGUGCAGCUGUUAUUUUAUGAGAGAAUGUCAUCGUAAGGGCUUUUUUAACUCGGAUAUGUGGUUAGUUGAUGGCAAUAUUCUCAUAUUUUCUGAGUAUUGUCAGCUCGUAAGGGCCUAA